CCUUUUGUCUGCAGAUUACAGUGUGACUGCACACUCCAAGCUGGUCAUUGUCACUGCUGGGGCCCGUCAGCAAGAAGGAGAGAGCCGCCUUAACUUGGUCCAGCGCAACGUGAACAUCUUCAAAUUCAUCAUUCCCAAUGUUGUGAAAUACAGUCCUGACUGCAAACUCCUCAUUGUCUCAAACCCAGUGGAUAUUUUGACCUACGUGGCCUGGAAGAUCAGCGGCUUUCCCAAACACCGUGUUAUUGGUAGCGGCUGCAAUCUGGACUCUGCCCGCUUCCGCCACCUCAUGGGAGAAAGACUGGGCAUCCAUCCUCUGAGCUGCCACGGAUGGAUUGUUGGGGAGCACGGAGAUUCCAGUGUACCUGUCUGGAGUGGAGUGAAUGUGGCUGGCGUCUCCCUGAAGGCUCUUCAUCCAGACUUGGGAACGGAUGCAGACAAGGAACACUGGAAGGAGGUCCAUAAGCAGGUGGUGGAGAGUGCCUACGAGGUCAUCAAACUGAAGGGCUACACAUCAUGGGCUAUUGGCCUUUCUGUGGCAGAUCUAGCUGAAACUAUUAUGAAGAAUUUGAGAAGAGUGCACCCAAUCUCUACAGUUGUUAAGGGCAUGCACGGAAUAAAAGAAGAUGUCUUCCUAAGUGUUCCUUGUGUACUGGGCAGUAGUGGCAUCACUGAUGUAGUGAAGAUGAUCCUAAAACCCGAGGAAGAGGACAAAUUGAGAAAGAGUGCGGAUACGCUCUGGGGAAUCCAGAAGGAACUACAGUUUUGAAUCUGCCCAAGCAGUUCACUCCUCGCAGCUUAACGGGUUUAGUGGUUUGUCUUAUGUUGCACUUUCCAAGUAGGUCAAAUCUUUCAGCGUACGUAUCUCAGCUAGAACACACACAAAGCUCCAAUCUGAACAAAUGAGUUUCCUGAAGAUAGCGUUAGGAAACUGUCCUAGGGUUUUCCCUGUUCACAGACACCCAUGUUCUUAGCCAGAGCUAGAUAACCGAGUCAGUCUUGUACAGUGAAGUGGUGUGACAGAAAUCCAGCAUUCAAAGCAGCACUGCCUAGAAAACCCUUUGCCUUUUCCUCAUCUUGUUUUGAUGUUGGCUCAGAACAAUACAUAACCAAUUAUUACACGAUGGGAAACCAAAGACACACUUCUUGCAGUUAAAGGAUUGUCAAGCCAAUUGACCAACCUUCUCUGCCAGCUGAGUAGCUUAAAUACAUCACUGUUGGUAGGUCCAAAUGUAUUUUCCUAACACUGCUUUGGAAUUUUUGUGUAUAUUUUUUUAGAGAACUGUAUUUUUGUGUACUGUAUCAGCCUGGCUGUAAGUUCAUGUCCUGAGCACGUUUAAAAAAUGCCAAGGUUUCUGUAUGCAACAAGAGGGCAACUGUCCAGCUGUAGUACCAGCCCCGACACCAAAUAAACCACAAACUGUUA
Molecule: messenger RNA, 1426 nt
Organism: Eurypyga helias (sunbittern)
Lineage: Eukaryota; Metazoa; Chordata; Aves; Eurypygiformes; Eurypygidae
Product: L-lactate dehydrogenase A chain
Exons: 5
Biological process (GO): carboxylic acid metabolic process
Cellular component (GO): cytoplasm
Molecular function (GO): L-lactate dehydrogenase (NAD+) activity
Source: RefSeq, a predicted model, not a curated record